GGAAGCGGGCGGUGCGAUGGCGGCGGGCGGGCCCGGGGCCGCGCUGUGAUGAAGGUCUUUCCCGGCCGGCCUCGUCAUGGGCUUUCCCGAGGGAAAAGCGAAGCGUCCCGCGUGAUCCGUCGGGAAGGCGGUGCCGUGCGCGGCGAUGGCGCUGAGCGCGGAGCAGGUGGGCCUGGUGGGGCAGGUGUUCGAGUCCUAUGUGCUGGAGCACCACAGGGAGGAGCUCCUGGGCAUCCUGGGUCAGCCCGACGCCGAGGCGCACUACCCUGUCGUCGUCGACGCCUUGACGCUCUUCGAGACCAACAUGGAGAUCGGGGAGUAUUUCAACGCCUUCCCCAGUGAGGUGCUCACGGUUUUCGACAGUGCGCUGCGCAGGGCAGCCCUGGCCACGCUGCAGGCUGCCCCACACCCCGCGGGGCUCAGCCUGAAGCAGAACCUCCAUGCCAGGGUCUCGGGCUUGCCUGUUUGCCCAGAGCUGACUCGAGAGCACAUUCCUAAAACCAGGGAUGUGGGUCAUUUUUUGUCUGUUACUGGGACUGUCAUACGUACCAGUUUGGUGAAAGUUUUGGAGUUUGAACGGAAUUACAUCUGCAAUAAGUGCAAGCAUGUAUUUGUCGUCAAGGCUGACUUUGAACAGUACUACGCGUUCUGUCGUCCAUCAGCCUGUCGUAAUGAGGAAGGCUGCAACUCAACCAAGUUCACCUGCCUCUCUGGAACAGCCUCUUCUCCUGCCUGCUGCAGGGACUAUCAAGAAAUCAAAAUUCAGGAACAGGUUCAAAGACUGUGUGUUGGAAGCAUCCCUCGCUGCAUGGUGGUUGUUCUGGAAGAUGACUUAGUGGAUAGUUGCAAGUCUGGAGAUGACAUCACAGUGUAUGGAGUAGUAAUGCAGAGGUGGAAACCUUUCCGUGAGGAUGCACGCUGUGAUUUGGAGCUUGUUUUGAAAGCCAACUACAUUAGAGUAAACAAUGAGCAGCUAGCAGGGGUUGCAAUUGAUGAGGAAGUCCGCAAGGAAUUUAAAGACUUCUGGGAAAAGCAUAGGAAUGAUCCCUUAGCAGGGAGGAAUGAAAUUUUGGCUAGCUUAUGUCCUCAAGUGUUUGGAUUGUACUUGGUGAAGUUGGCUGUAGCCAUGGUGCUUGCUGGUGGUGUGCAGAGGACUGAUGCUGCUGGAACUCGAAUCAGAGGUGAAUCACAUCUUUUGUUGGUUGGAGACCCAGGUACAGGGAAAUCUCAGUUUCUCAAGUAUGCAGUAAAGAUUAUUCCACGCUCUGUUCUUACUGCAGGAAUUGGAUCUACAAGUGCAGGUUUGACAGUGACUGCUGUGAAGGACUUUGGGGAGUGGAACUUGGAAGCUGGUGCACUGGUACUUGCAGAUGGAGGCCUUUGUUGCAUUGACGAGUUCAAUAGUAUCAAAGAACAUGACAGAACCAGUAUCCAUGAAGCAAUGGAGCAACAAACAAUCAGUGUUGCAAAGGCAGGCCUAGUGUGCAAGCUUAAUACAAGGACAACUAUCCUGGCAGCAACAAACCCAAAAGGCCAUUACGACCCUAAUGAGUCUGUCUCCGUCAAUAUAGCUCUUGGCAGUCCCCUGUUGAGCAGAUUUGACCUGGUCUUAGUAUUGUUAGAUACAAAGAACGAGGAAUGGGACCGUAUCAUUUCAUCCUUCAUCUUGCAAAAUAAAGGUUUCCCAAGCAAAUCAGAAAAGCUCUGGAGCAUGGAAAAGAUGAAAACCUACUUCUGCCUUAUAAAAAGUAUACAUCCAAAACUGUCUGAUGAGAGCAACUUGAUCCUUGUACGAUACUAUCAGAUGCAGCGUCAGAGUGACUGCAGAAAUGCUGCCCGAACUACCAUUCGCUUAUUAGAGAGUUUGAUACGCCUUGCAGAAGCUCAUGCCCGGUUGAUGUUUAGGGAUACCGUGACAUUGGAAGAUGCUGUAACGGUGGUAUCGGUGAUGGAAUCUUCUAUGCAGGGGGGUGCACUUCUCGGAGGCGUCAAUGCCUUACACACCUCAUUUCCAGAAGACCCAAUGGCACAGUACCGAACACAAUGUGAACUCAUAUUGGAGCGACUUGAGCUGCAAGAUCUUCUGCACAAAGAGCUACAAAGACUUGACAGAUUGCAAAAGGAAAACUCAUAUCAGCUGCAGCCUGAAGAGACAGAUUUCAAUACUACUAUGAGAUGUUUGAACAAGGAUACAUUUGGGCAGUCAAAGCAAAUGUCUUGGUCGCAACCUUCAAAUAAAGAAGAGAAUAAUUCCAGGCCACAGCCUUCUUUGCCCAAAGACAACAGUGAAGGGGAUUUACAUCUAGAACCUGUAUGCGACCCGGCACAUGGUGAUAACAAAAGUACAAAAGGCUUGAUUAAACAUAAUAAGAGAGGUGAUGAUGGCAGCCUGGCAUGGUUUGACAGCCUGGAAGAGAGCAACACUGACGCUGAAGAAGCUUUUCAGAAAAAGUCGCUGAUGCCGAAGAUAUCUCCAAAUAACCUGGCUACAAAAACACUGUGUAAAGCGUCCUGUCCUGAAAAAGGAAGCGCUUCAGUACCAAGGAAGGGAAAUGGCACGAGAGAGUCACUAGCAACUGUGAAUCUACAUGAUGCUUUGGAACAGGACAAAGGUUCCAAUAUAAGCAGGAAAAGGACUGAAGAACACAGCUGUUUUCCUUCAGAAGCAAGUAUUCAAGACCCAGCAUCACCAAGUGCUAGUGUGCAGGAUUCAGUUAUUACGCAACGGGUUUCUAAAAGGUGGCAGAGAGUGCACACAGAGAAAUCACGUGGAUUCUUUACAAGUACACCGGAGCCAGAAGCAAAGGCCCUUCCUUCAGUAUUACCUGUGUCUGGCCUGCCAGAUCUUUCAUGUGAUGUAGGUUCUGUGCUAGGAGAGGAAAAGAGCAGUGUAUCUGUAAAAAAACCUGCAACAAUUUCCAUGAGAAAACGAAAUAAAGGUCAAGUAGUGAAGGAAACAAAGAUAGCGAGUUCUCAUGAGCCAGAAAUCCUUGACAGUGAAAGUCCUCCGGCAGCUAAACUAGCUAAAUUUUCUUUCAGACCAAGGACAAAAUUUGAUCAUUCUUCAGAGAAGAAAAAUGAAGAAUUUUCUCUGAGUGAAACUAUUUUUAAGCCUGGAGAGCAGCUCCAGGGAGAGCAGCUGCCAGAGGAAUGCUGCCCCCCUGAGAAAUCUAAGAUGACAUUGACUCGCUUAGGAAAUAUUAGUUUGGAAAAACAAUUAAUUGAUAAUAAAGGAAGAGAAGAGCAACAGAAUCAGUCCUUGGGGAAAGAGGUUAGAGGAAAUGCAACGAUACACUCAGAUAGCAGUUUUGGUGCUGUGUCCUCUCCAGCCACUGAAAAGAAAAGGGAGGGAGAGGAGAAGCUUGGUGGCCCAAGCACAGAGAAGGUGCACUCCAGUACAUUAGCCAAAUUGUCAACAUUCUCCUUUGCAUCACGUCCUGAGUCAAAAUCAGAAACCUCACCUGCCAUUAAGAUUGACACUAACAAGGAAUGCCUUAGCCCAGUGCUGAGGGUGCACGUCAGCAAUCCUAGCAGAAGGAAGACUUUUGCGUUGGGAAAUGCUACAAAAGCCUGUGUGGUUACACAGAAACCUCUCUUCUCAAUAGCAGAGCUAGAUGAUGCUACAUUAGAUUUUGACUGGGAUGAAGAGGUUAAAAAAAAUCCAAUCAUGUAACAUGUAUAUCCUCCAAAUUACUUAACAUACAGUUCUUCUGACUCUCCAUCCUUCUAUCAAUUGAAUCCAUAGUUUGCAAAGCGCUUAAAAAUGGUCAGUGUGGACCUCUGUUGAUACCAAUGAGCAUACUUUCUUUAAGGGCUGGAUACUUUACAUCAGCUCAGGACUGUGUACACUGCAGGCCUCAUGUGGCUUUUAGUUUUCUAAACUCUUCCCAAGACUACUUGUAUCAGUUGACUGUUUUGACUGACCUGAUGUAACCUGAAGGCUUGCAUGGUUAUGUUUAUCCAGAGUAUAGUGAAUCUUGCACAAGAGCAGGCUUAAUUGACUGUUGUCUUUUAUUUCAUGUAACGGCUAGAACUAUAUGUGAUUCAGAUUGUCCUUCCAAAUGAUUAUGCCACUUUAGAAAAAUGAUGAUGCUAAGGCUAUGUCAUUAUAUUUUGUUCAUCUAUAUAUGCUGUUCAUCUCAGCGUAGUGAGCAAUAUUGUGAUUUAUCAUCGUGCUAUGGUAAGUGUUUCUGUAUUGCCAGUAUCAUGACAGUUCUGCAUCUUUGGUUACUGUGCUCCUUGUCACACUGCUGAUGUUAAAGACAUCGGCCGAUACCUUUUUGUUUCUGUUUUGGGGUUUUUUUCUAAUUUUCAAUUUUAAAUACAGUGGUUCAGGUAUCUGUGUCUGUAUCUAGGUAAUUUUAUCAAAACCCAACUCUGUAAUAAACACACAGUCCUUCGCUGCAGAGAACAAAUUCCAGGUGAUUGAAUGUGGGUCCUCAGUAACCAGGGUAACUUUAAUGCAGGCAUUAAUCCCUCGCAUAUAAACUACACUUCAGACCUAGCAGCAUUGUGAAGAGCUACCCUAGUGCAGCUUGGUUCUGACUCAGAUAAUGUUUACUUGACUGUUUAAAUUGUGAUUGGAGUUUUACUGCAUCUGAUAAUGCAGUUCGUCUUCUGUAGCAUGCUGCAUCCUAUGUCAUUCAUUUGUCUAAUGGGAAAUUAAUCUACUAAUGUAUUACAUGUUUACAGAGAACGGUAAGCCUUAGAUUUCUUUUAGUGACUUGCCUGGUAUGUUUCUUCUGUGUUUGAAUUCUCCACGGAAUAUUCUUGUUAUUACCUGCAAGGUAAACAGAGAUUGGAGUGGUUGCUUACAGCACAGUAAAUCCUUUUGAGAGGCUUGCUAGCACAAAGAUCUGAUUCUCUCCUGAUUUGCUUAAAUUUAGAAGUAGCUCCCCUGAAACCAGGUGAGUUAAAAUACUGCAAAAUUUCAGACAAUGAGGGACCGUGAGGCCCAAGUACUUUGGUGUGAUACAGUGAAAUUACGAGAACAGUAAUUAUUAGUAAUUGGCUUGCUGUUAAGAGUUUGGGAAAAUGACAGAAAUGUUGCUGUCCAGAUUAGUUGUGUGGUAGAUUUUCCACUGGAAAGAUGACACCAAUAAAUGAAGUGGAAUUUAUCCACCUCCCUCCCAGAGCACAGAGCCCCCUUUUCCUGUUCCUUCUCACAGACACCUAUGCCAGGGUGAAGGUGACCUGCACUCAUGAUCCUGCAGCCCAUGAAAAUCAGAAGUUUCCUACAGGAUGCUGUGUCUACACUGAAAGAUCCAGAUUCUUCUGGAGAAGAAUCGAGGAUCCUGGAGCUCUUAACAUUUAUGAUGGUCUUCCUAGAAUUUUUAUGGGCCAGCUAAAGGCAUAGUUUUUAAUCGCCACUGGAGCUGCAUUGGCCCCUUGCAUGGUAGUCUCAUAUACAAUAAAAAAUCCUCCUUGCUAGCUGUUUGGUUUGAUGGAUGUUGACAGCUGGCCAGUAAAAAACCAUAGCUACUGGGUCCCCAUAGGCAAGUAUCACAAGCUUUUUUUACCAUACAAAAUCAGAAAAAAAUUAGUAGAGACAUUUCAUCCAGCUAUGCUGGAAGUAUUGUUUUGUUCAUCACUUCCCUGUAGAUCAGUAGCUGGGGCCUCAUUUACUGUAAUUUGCUAUGCCCAAUUAUGAGAUAAGCUGCUCCUAAGAACUGCAGGACCUUUUCCUGAAUUUUCUUCUGUGGGAGGGUGAUUGACUUUCCUCCCUUUGUUCAGUGGAAAUUAGAACUCUUGAAAUCAGUGGAGUCAUAGUGGCACAAAACCGAGGUGAAAGUCAAGCUCGAAAUUUUCUUCCUGCCGUGCUUGGGCUGUAUUUGAAAAGGCUGUGCUUUUUACAUUUUGCUUGUGGUGUCCUGAAACCUGUGCAUGUAUCAUUGCAGCUGAGUGAAUGGAAGAUAAGCCAAGUUUUUAUAGAUGAAAAAUGCUUCCUUCGAUGCCGUAAAACUCAGCCUAGAACACUGAGGUACUGUAUGUCCCACAGCUUUUCCAGUCAUACAGUAUUAAUCACAUUUGUGGUCCAGUUCAGCAAUUUUGCUGAUAAAAUACUGCUAGAUCUAUUUUUUUUUUAAUUAAUAAUUUGUUUUGAAUUUGAAUCUACAGUUUUAACUGUUCCUUUAAAGGACAGUCAGCAGCACCAUGACCAAACUUGCAACUUUCUGGAGACUGGAUAUCUUAGGAUAGGCUACCCUGAUGUGCCUAGCACCACGUGGACUCAACCAGUUCAGGAUACUGCUGGACUUUUUGGGAUGCAUCCUUUCAUUGCCUUAGCACAGUACAGCCAUGCAAGGUGUGAGUAUUGAGACAUCUGAACUCGGAGGAGGCUAAAGGUAUGAGCUCUUCAACAGGUUUUCUGAAAUUCCCCAACAGCAAGAGGAAAAUAGCAGCAGCUUCCAAUGCCUAGAAAGGGCCCCAGUGCUUAGCAGCACUGGAACUAGGAAAGAUAAAUGCUGUGGCAUCUGAGCUCCUGCUUAAUGUGGACAAAUUGGCUCGUUUAAACCAGGGUUUUCAUUUGUGACUGCAGACUCUGUACAUUCAUUCUUUAAUGGACACCAUUUGUGAGGCCUGAUUUGCAGAUGUCCUGAGUAAUUAAGAAUUGAAGCUUAAAUCAAUGAGACAUGUAAGGUGCAGUUUAAUUGUAAUUCUGCUCUUCUCCCUUCAUCUCUCUGAUAUUCUUAGUUGUGAAAUGGCCCCUUCAAGAAGAAAUGGUAGUGAGUGGUCUCACUUAAGAUAUGCAGUGUUCUAGGGGUACAGGAAACAAGAAAGUGUUACAGGUUCAAUCCCCUUCUUGCUGAGGACAUCUGAGAAACUAAGAGCUCCCACAUUUUAGUAUGUGUCUAUACUAGAUUGCCAGUCAAGCUUGCUUCUUCAAAACAAUACCAGGACCAAUUUGAUAAUGCCCAAGAGACUUUCCUAGAUCAGUGAAGACAUUUUAAUGGUUUACAGAGUUACGCAGCCCUGAAAAAAGCAUGGCUGGGCUGCUGCCUACCACUCAGAUAUAUUUUAGGUAUCUAAAUCUAAACACAUACUGUAGAAUUUAGGCAGUGUGAAUUCUCUCACGCUAUGUAGUCUCUUAAUGGUUAGGUUUUGAGGAAUAAUACAUUAGAUAGUAUAUCAAUAAAAAGAAAGUUGUGUCUUCAGACUCCAAGAAGCCAUUUUAUUACUUUAUGAAAUAGAACUAUGAUUCUUUAUUGAGCAGAGGUUUCUGAGAUCUGAGGGAUCCCUUUUGUAUAACAUGAGAAAUGGAAUGAAAGCCAAAACGAAUCAAGGAAGGAUAUUGCAAACUGAUCACUCUGAGGUCACUGUGCCUGGAAGGCUGCUUGGGCAGCUUUGUUUCCCAGUUAGAAGCAAAGAAGGGACAGGGACAUUCUAAUGAGCUUGCAAAAGGCCCACUUUUCCUAUGUUAGCAGGAAAAAAACACUGUUGUUCUUUCAGAGUCUGUCUGCAAAGAGGUCCUGGUCACCCAGGUGUGUAGGUUAAGUAACUUGGAAGCAUAGAUACCGCUGAGAUCUUUCUCUGCCAGACCAGUGGAAAUACUGCUGUUGUGGUAUUGCUUCUGAUUCAUAGCAUGAAUUCAUAACGUUCAGGAUAAAUGAGAAGCACACAGCAACAAGAAAAUGACACCUGCUGCUGAUUUACUCUCUCCCUCACUGUUGCCUUUGCUGCAGAACCCAUUUAUCAGUGCCUUGGCAGGGAACAUUGCUAACUUCUUUCCCUUUUUAAACCGAUUUCCCCCUAAACAAUUACGUGUUUUACUAAUUUUCUUUGAGUGCUACAAUAGCCCAGUGAUGGAAAGAUCCAUCCAUUAUGGCAGUGACAGUCUGCUGGGCUAACCUGCAGAUUAAUUUCCUCCAUGAGUACUUCCUGCAGUCAAUGGGCAGAUGAGUCCCUUCCUGCCAGCCAGUCAUCCUUGGCCAGGCACCAGCCACUAUCUCCAUCGUGUUUUAACACUUGCCUUUCUGAGUUUAUAAUCUAAAAAUAUAGAAACAUGUUCAAUGUGUCUUCUCAGGGUGACUAUAUACAAAUAUGUAUCAGACAAGUUAUUACUGUUGAAUACAUUACUAUUUUAUUAAGCUAUGUUUUAUCAAGUCUAGUUCAUUAAAGGUGAAUAUAUAUAUUGCUCUCUUAAACCCCAUUUGAACCAAACCUUAGAAGUCACUGGUUCUAGCUGCGGGUCGAUCAGGCCCUUGUUUGUGAGCAGCAGUGAAAUGCUGGUUUUAGCUACUCAGUGGCCAGACUCCAUUGCCUUGGUUGGAAUCAGGUUAUGUCAUGUCAGUGUGGGACAGGAUCACGGUUUUACUGACAGCUGUCCCAUAGCAGCAUUCUCCUGAAUGGCCCAUGCAGACAUGCCAAUGAGUAAAAGGAAGGUGGAAAGCAAAAAGCCCAACAAUUUAAUUGUAAUUUUAUAUUUCUUAAUUGUAUUUCUGUGUAAAAAUAUGCUUAACUGUCAUUCUUUUAAUCCUCCUCAGACAUGCCCUGUGUCUGCUGCCACUGGUUCCUCACCCUCCCCUCGACUGCUUGCCCCCCAUGCAGAUGCCUCCUCACCUCCUUUCCUUCCUCCUAAACCUUGGUUGUCUUCUUUCUCCGGAACUUGGGGCUGUUGUUGCUGCCUGGUCCUGCAAUGUCAGUGCAGGUCUCCUCAAAACUCCCCUGGGAAAUAUUGCCCAUCUCAUUUAAGGCACUUCUGGCCUGGAUACUUAGUUCUUAAGCUUGUAAAACAACCUAUAAUAGGAAUCACUUGCCCUGUAAACAUCUUACAAAACAAGCUUGCAUUUCUUCCCAAGCAUUAUGAAAAUUUUAGGCAUGACACAAAACCCGUGGCAGAAGACAAACUGAAAAAGGGAUUGUGUGCCAUGUGUAUUGGCUACGCUGCUAACACAUUCUUGUGCUGACUGCCAGCUAGUCUUACUCCAGUUUAAAUGCUGCUUUUCCUUCUAAAUAACUGGUAAGCAGAAAAAAAAACCCUGCAUGGAUGAGUUUGCUUGCUGCUCAUGUUGUUCUCAGGACAGUAGUUUAAAUGUCGUGAUUCUCAUUGGAUACAUGUGGAAUAUCAUAAUGCAAUGUGCAUCAAGAUUACAAAACCGAGUGAACUAAAGCCAAAGGCAAGACAAAGUCAACAUAAACGGAACUGAAACUUCUAAUUAGUGAGUUCAAUGUGAACAGAUCUCCCAAGUGGGGACAUAUAACACCACAUUCUAGAGGGAAUGUAUUUAUUGAUGAGAAGAUGAGGUAAACAGAGUAUUAAGUGCUCUGUAUUUCAUGUGAAUGAGGCAAUAGCUUCAUUAAUAAUGAAUGCUAAUUAUGUCAUCUCCCCUAGGUUAUCUGGUAUGCCCUCACUUAUCAAUACUUUCUUUCCUGUUAGACAAUGUUAAUAAUUCCAAGGAAUAACAUUGUCCUUUACUGAGUAAAGAGGCUCAGCUAUUUUAGAAAACACUAUGAAAAUAUGUUUCUUAUGAAAUUUGAUUAUUCUGAACAAAUGUGUAAUUAGAAUUGCACAUAACAAAUGCAUAUUCUGUAAUAAGGCAAAUAUUAAUUUACAAAUAAAAGGUAUUACUACAAUGAAAGUUAGGAAGAUAUAUCCUUUGGAGCAGUGACUUUUCAGUCAGUAGCAUUUCCUAAUUUGAACUCACUAGUCAUGAGAUAGUUACAAUAAGAUUAUGUAAAGAGGCAAGGAAAGAAGCAUACGUGUCAUCAAAGUCCCCAGCAGAAAAGCUCGUACAAGAAAAACGUACAUGACUGCAACCACUCACAAGGUGUUUGGUGUCUUCUGAAUAGCAAAAAUCACAUUCCAAAUUGCCCUAUUGCUGCCAUCAACAUUGUCACUCCAAACUCACUGGCAACUGAAACCAACUGAAAGCAAAAUGUGGAAAAACAGUGGGAGCUGCAAGUUCCCGGAUGUAGUCAUCUUCCACAUUCAGCAGCAUCCUUGUGCUCUUCAUCUUCACUGUCAAAUACUAGGUGAGCGCACCACAUAUUUCCAGCAAUGUUACUUGCCUUUGUCCUGUGGUCUUUUUCUCCAUUUAAGGCACGUACUUGUCGCGAGCCACUGUUCAUCACAAGAAAACACAAAGAAGAGAAGCAACACCUCCGUACCUUCAGCGUGAAAGAGGCUAAAAAGCAAUUUGAGCAUCUGCAUUUGCAUUUCUUCUAGCCCAUCUCAGUGGUCUGGAAGCCACAAUCCGAUUCACAAAAGCAUGCAGCUUCACUCAUACUCUACACUACUUACUAGGAGGACAGCAGCUUUACUCCACUCCCUCCUUCAUGGAGAUGUGGAGAUGUAAAAAUACCCGUCACUCAAUGCAAAGGUGUCUACACCCUAAAGCAAUGACUUUUUUAAAGAAGUUCUUUCAGGUCACAGAUUGACCUCAGAAACAGAAGGGCAGCUGCUAGAAUAAAGGGAUGCUCACUAACAACUCCAAAAUGCAACAGGAUGAGCAGCCUGCAGUGGAGAGGAACCCAAAGCAGUAUGGAAUGCCAGCUGACAUAGUCAUUCACACAUCAGGAAAAGCAUUAAGUGACAUGCUCCAGCCCAGUUGGUGACAGCUCUGCCCUACUAUAUAAAUAGUAAUUAACAGCAUCACUGAAAGGUCUUCUCCAUGUUUCAAUAAAUGGCAAGAACCGUGCCAAAAUAAUUUCAAAUAUGCCAUAAAAUGUUAGGAAGCUUGAAAACUUUAAAGUCACACAUGGGUCAUUCCAGUUUCUGCAAGAAUUGCAAGGAAUAUUUCCAGUGACUUCAGUGGGAUAAUGUUCUAACAACCUUUACAAGAUUCAGCUCAGCAGCAUGUAUUUAUGGGUCCAUUAUCCAGCUAACAAAAUUCAGAACUAAGUAGCCUUCCAGUCUUUUGAAAGAAAUGUUUUAUUGAGGCAAACUGGAAUUAAAAAUAUAUUCUGUUCUCUCAGUGAACACAGAGAAAAAUACUACUUUUUUUUCCUAUGUUGGUGAUGAAAAAAUGUAAAUUAAAUUGUUCAAAAGUUGAAAGUCAAAGUUCCAUCUCUAAUCACCUCUCAGAGGUGUCACUUAAUUGAGGAUAUAAUCUAAUCUAAUGUAAUCAUUAAAUUUGAAAUUAUCUUAUUCUGUUAAGUGCCAUCUUGAUUCAAUCAGCUGUUCUUGCAAUUACAUUGUGGCUCUCCCAUUAGUACUUUAUCAGCCUCACUGAGGGUUGUACACCUCCAAUAUUAACACUUUUAUAAAGUACAAUUUGAUGCAUAGACUUCAUAGAAUCAUGAAGUUUGCGGGUUGGAAGGGACCUUAAAGAUCAUCCAGUUCCAACCCCUCUGCCAUGGGAGGGAUACCUUCCACCAGAUCAGGCUGCUCAGGGUCCCAUCCAACCUGGCCUUGAACCCCUCCAGGGAUGGGGCAGUCACAGCUUCCCUGCGCAACCUGUGCCAGUGUCUCACCACUCUCAUCAUGAAAAAAUUCUUCCUUAUGUCUAGUCUAAAUCUGCCCCUCUCCAAUUUAAAGCCGUUUGACCUAGUAAUAUCACUACAAGCCUUUGUAAACAGUCCCUCUCCAGCUUUCUUGUAGCCCCUUCAGGUACUGGAAGGUCACUAUAAAGUCUCCUCAGAGCCUUCUCUUCUCCAGGCCGAACAACCCCAACUCUCUCAGUCUGUGUUCAUACAGGAGGUGCUCCAGCUCUCCAAUCGUCUUCGUAGCCCUCCUCUGGACCUGUUCCAACAGCUCCAUAUCCUUCUUAUGUUGAGGAUUCCAGAACUGGACACAAUACUCCAGAUGAGGUCUCACAAGAGAGGAUUAGAGAGACAGAAUCACCUCCCUCAACCUUCUGGCCACACUUCUUUUGAUGCAUCUGAAUGAAAGUUCUAUAAUCUAUUUUCAGGCCCCUUUAAUACAUUCUGAAAAUAUUUGAGCAUAAUGGAA
This is a messenger RNA of Cuculus canorus (common cuckoo), 11890 nucleotides long. RefSeq names its product minichromosome maintenance 9 homologous recombination repair factor (gene MCM9). The transcript has 12 exons. Gene Ontology annotation, cellular component: MCM complex; nucleus. Gene Ontology annotation, biological process: double-strand break repair via homologous recombination. Lineage: Eukaryota; Metazoa; Chordata; Aves; Cuculiformes; Cuculidae. Bases 146 to 3673 code for a protein of 1175 amino acids. The record is from RefSeq and is a predicted model, not a curated record. Gene Ontology annotation, molecular function: ATP hydrolysis activity; ATP binding; single-stranded DNA binding.